UUCAUAUUGAAUAUAUGAAAAGAAGUGAUGUUGUGAAUUGUGCAAAAUAAUAAGUAAUUUGAUUGACGUAUUAGGAGCUCAUGUUGCCGCUUCAAAAAAGUAUAUCAAAAACGGAAUCGUUUGGAAAUCGCUACAAUAUGGAAACGAUAUUUGAGACGAUGGCCUGCGCUAGACACCAGGUCUAGAGGAAAGCUAUACACGUACAGGCCCAUGUGUACAAGAUACCGUUUUCCUGCGUGAUAUAUAGCACUCUAAGCAUCCAAUGGCUUCAGCUGAAAGUCCAGCUGAAGUAGAAGCAGAUGGUCUUGCUGCAGCGACCCUUCAAGGCGGGACUGCAGUGACCCACUCCGGAGCAGGUGUUUACCUAAAUGUGUUGAAUGCUGAUGGCAGCGUGGGCACUCUUUUUCUCGAUACGUCCCAACUCAAUAUUCAGCAGAGAGAAGAGGGAUUCUUUGAGAUUACUACAGCGUUGGUUGCAGCGAGCCCGGAAACAAACACUAGUAGAGCACCUGGCCGAAAAGACGAUGCUACGCCGGUGGUGUUUGGGGCUGCUCGCAGCGGUGUUGCGAUUGCGGGUGGAACCCCCGCAACUGGAACUGGUGAUAUCGCGACUUCCGUUGCCGACGCCACUGUUCAUUCAUCGACGGCAGGUGAAAGUGCUUCUGUUUCUGCAAACGGAGGUGGUGAUACAUCGUCUAUCCGAUUUAUUACAGCUGGCCAUUUGGAAACCCUCUCCAGUAGGAAUGCAGAUGCUGUUGGCAAUGAUGCCGAUUCAUCCAACAUCGUGCAUAUUAACACGCUUAAUCAGACCAUUGAUAUUAGUGAAGAGAGAAGUCAGGAAUUAUCUGAGACGUUCCGGUGCACCAUUUGUUCCCUGGAAUUUUCGAGCGAAUGCCGAUUACAGUUACAUCUUAAAUCGCACUUUUGCGAAAAGCCUCACAAGUGCGAUAGCUGUGAGCAGGCUUUUAAUCACGAGGUCAAUUUAAUACUUCAUCGGGCUGCAGCUCAUCCAACCGCCGACUCAACUUUAUCAUGCCCCGUUUGCCACAAGCGUUUUCUCCGGCAGGCGUCACUGAAGUCGCAUGCUAGUGUCCACCUCAAGGAUGAAUUCUUCGUGUGUACCCAUUGUGAGGUCGAAUGUGAUACACAGGAAGAACUGAACUAUCACGUCCAAAUGUUGCACAGUGUACGGGAUUCUGGCGAAAUCAGUGGACUUCGAGGCCCCCGACUGAUGCGUUGCUUCACCUGCCGAAAGUCAUUCACUAAUAAAGAGGAAUUCGCUGCACACCGAUUGCAUCACCAAAAGAUGAAGAGUGCGUUACGUAGCAAUCGUAAGGCUGGUGGUGGGCGAGGAAGUACGACUUCAAAAAAAGAGUCCAACGAAAAUAAAGCAAAAGGCCGUUUGGGGCGUGCUAACCGCCCUAUGCACGAGUGUCCUACAUGCUCUAAGGCUUUUUCGAAAGCAUCUUUGCUCGCUCGACACGCCACUAUUCAUACAGGUGAAAAAAAGUAUUCAUGUAAGGUAUGUGGACGGCGAUUCACGCAGGAGGUGACGGUUCGUGCUCACAUGGCAGUUCAUACCGGCGAAAGGCCGUUCGAAUGCCCCUUCUGCGAGGUCCGAUUUUCUCAGAAAUCGAAUUUGAGAGCGCACGUCGCACGACUGCACCCUAUGGGCAAGCCAGAGAGAAAACUUGAGUGCCCAGUCUGUCCCUGCGUCUUUGGAACAAGUACUGCGCUAGGAUGUCAUAUAUCGAAAAGACACCAGCAGAUCGCCACGACGGCAAAUACUUCAGGCAUCAACAGCGGGGAACCCGCUACUCCUGUUCAACGAGCCGUUCUUAUACAAUGCGACAACGGCCAAGGAAAAAACACUGAAAACAUCGAGAAUAAUCAGUUACGUGUUGUGAAAAAAGGGGAGGAUAGCAGCGAAACUGGAAAUAAUGAGCAGGAAGAAACCGAAACGGCAGAGGAUAAAACCAGAGACGGACACUCAACAACAAAUUCCGGUUUACGUGAAGGAGAAGAGGGGGAAGUGGAAGAAGUUGUAGAAACAGGUGAUUGUGAGGGGCCUCCAAAACACUCUGAACGUGAAAAGGUUCAGACUUCUCCGAGUGCAGCGGGUUCUUAUGAUAACAAACAGCAGAAGGAUCAAGAUGAGUGCCAAAUUCGACUGGCACCCCUGACGGACGCUCACACUGGCGAGGUUUGGGAACAUGUUGUGCGUCGUGCCGGUGGCAGAGCCUUUCAUCAAUGCAUGUUUUGCUCCAGGGAGUUUCGACGACCUUCCGAUCUGGUUCGGCAUAUUCGUAUGCACACUCAGAGUCGACCAUUCAAGUGUCAUGAGUGCCUUCGCACAUUUUCGCUAAAAUCGUCUCUCAGUGCCCAUAUGCGCAUUCAUGGAGAUUCGUCAAAGGCUGCCGCUGGAACAGCCUCAGUUCCAACUGAAGUCGGAGGAUUUGAAGAAGGUCGCACAGUGCAAUGUCCUUUUUGCCCUCGAUCAUUCCGAUCUGAACAGGGCUGCAAAACGCAUAUGGCAGUUCACGGAGUUGCAGCUGCCAAGAUCUAUACGCAGUAUAGGUGUCGUCAAUGCGAAACUCUGGUUUUCGAGAGCAAAGACAUGUUGGCGGUCCACGUUCAAGAAGCACAUGGCGAACUUCUAGUCGAAAGCACAGAGCUGUUGCCCAUGCAGGAACCAAUUAUGAUCUCUGAAACAGUGAUCACACAGUCCAACGCUGGAACAAUUGAGUUAGAAGAUACUAGCGGCAUUGUUGGCCCUUUAUUAGAUGGGGUUUCGUCAACAGCUGUAGAAGCCGGAGUUACUUCUACGGAGGGUCGCCGACCUUUUUCAUGUGAUAUCUGCGGAUACAAAUUUAAGAAGUCCUCGCAUCUUAAACAACAUCUUCGUUCUCAUACCGGUGAGAAGCCGUUUCGAUGCGGAGAAUGUCUCAAAUCAUUUACUUCGCGCUCUAUAUUGAAAGCACAUAUUCGAACACACAGUGGACUAAAAGAGUUUCAUUGUCCAAAGUGCUCAGCAUCGUUUACCACCCGAGGUUCACUGCGCCGGCACCAAGAAAGCCAUAAGGAAAGCAGCGCUACUGCUGAAGGCGAAGAAGAACCGGAAGAAAAUGGUUUGGGGCAACGUACCGGAGGAAGAGAAAAUACUGGCUCUGAAUGUAGCUUUGCCGAAUCAACAGUUGGAAAGGACUCUCGGGCUUAUGUUUGUCCCUACUGUGAAAAACGAUUUCGUAACAACGGAGCUGCUCGCAAACACAUCGCAGCUAGUCAUUCCACAGAAUCAACAAUCCAUGUGUUUCGAGAAGGGGCGCUUCGUGAUCGUAUCAUCCAGGAAGGAGGGCAGGAGAACGAACACGAUGCGGGUAUCGAGGAGUCCGCAGCUGCACUGGAUAUUCAAGGAGAUCCACAGGCUAAACAACAAAUUUUACAGGCAAGUCAAAGUUCGCCGAUGGUCUCAGAGACGUCCGGAACCGUUCAGCAAUCAACAGGUAGCACACAAAUUCGCCGAGGGUGCGACUCCGUCGUCCAGUUGCAUAUUAUUGCUGAUCCUGAUAAUCCACCAACUCAUCAGGUUCCAGGCAAAGAGCUGUUUGGUCUUUCAGCGCUAGGUCCAAGUGGCACCCUUAUCCAGCUCGUUAGUCGAGGCGAUGACGGAACUCAAGUUUUGACGGAUGCUUCCGGAUCGACUAUCGUCAGGACCAUGACUGGGGAUCUUGCUGCUUUAGACCAAUUACCUCUUGUUAGCUCAAGUGCCUCUGGCAGUCCAGGGGGCACAAGGCUAACCUUGGCUGGGGUUACCGAUACCGGGCUUCCUGCAGAGUCGUUUACCAUUCCCUCUGAGGGGAUCGAUGUGAGCACUCUGGCCUCACAGCUCGGAACCACCGAAGAAACCAUCACCCUUUUACUGCAGCAGAACAAUGUAAUUGAUAAUAACGUUCACACCAGCAGAACAACAGAUCAUGACGACAGCAACGAUUAUCAUCAGUAUCAUGGCAGUAAUGAACAACGGCAAAGCGGUGGUGAUCAAUUAAGUCAGGAGGAGGGUAACCCUGGAAAUCCUUCAAAUAAAAUAGAGGAUUGCAGGCCACAAGAUGAUUUACACCAAGAAGUUUUGAUCACAGACAAAGAUGUUCCUAGUAUCGACAAUGAUGUUCCCACUGAAAAUGCGCAGACCAGCAAUGGUAUACCGACAGCAAGCGACGGAAUCAUCAACUACAGGUGUAGUGGCUGUGGGAAAAUAUUUGACUCUUCGAGACAUUUGGUAGCCCAUUUGCGCUGUUGUCAAGGAGAUAUUUCAUCGGGUGAACUUGCGGAAGGUCAAAGCCCUGAUACAAUGAUCGAUGAGCCCGCCUUCACCGUACUGACGUGUCUCAACUGUGGUGCCGAAGCUAAUGAUGAGUCAGCACUUCGCGAUCAUGUAAAGAAGGAACAUGGCGUAGCGGCUCUUCGAAAUUUGGCGCGUCAGCUUGCCCGUGAGAAGGCACGACCCAAGGGCAGUCGCGGGCGUUCCAAUCGAGAGAGCGGUGCGCGAAGUGCCUCCGGGAAUACGGCGGUUGCAGAGGGAAUUCAACUGAUUCAGAUUGAGGCUACUGAAGAAUUAGCCAAGAAAAAUCCUCGUGAAACCACAUCACUUUUUGAACGAGCCCUUAUUGCCAGCGCCAACGAUGUGAAACGCACCCACCUUCUAGGAGAGGAGAGUCGACGGUCGUCGGCAAUGAUUGUCCCUGGUCAGCACUUACACAGAUGCUCUGACUGCGGAAGGGGGUUUAAGAAGAAUUCUGACCUUAUCCGGCAUAUGAGAACACAUACCGGGGAACGGCCAUAUUCAUGUAGCAUAUGUGGAAAGGCCUUCACAGUCAAAUCAUCAUUGGACGUGCACACACGAACACAUUCAGGCCUACGUCAAUACCCGUGUGAGGUUUGUUCGCGAGGGUUUGCUACAAUGGGAUCAUUAAUCGUUCACAUGCGACUCCAUACUGGGGCACGGCCGUUCGCCUGUUCCUUCUGUCCUGCGAGAUUCCGUACAUCUGGCCAUCGAAAAAUGCAUUUGCGGCAGCACUUGUCGUCCGAUAAUCCAUCACUUAAGACUCAACGCAUAAGUCCACAGGAGAACACAUCGCCAGUGCCUAAUGCUGCGCCACAAGUGGGAGUUGGCUCUACGACAGUACAACUACAAAUGACGACCACUGACGGAGGCUCGUUUAUGGCUGCGGAAAAUGCGACUGACUCCGGUAGACGCUUCAUUGCGAUCAAUCCAGAUAGUAAUGAAGAAUACGAAUUACUCGAGUUAGAGGAAUUACUGGCUGCGAAUCCUGCGUUAGCUGAGCAGCUACAACAGCAGGGAACGCUCAGUCUCGCUCUGAAUGCAGCUCCCGGAGAACAGGAAAUGAUGUUCGAACGCGAUCAGUCUGUUAAUUCGAAUCCGACCGCUGGUGCGUUCAUUGAAUCGUCGGUAACGAUGCCGUCAGUUGUAUUACUACAAUGCUCACAACCUAACUGCUCUGCAGCUUUUACAAAGGACUCGAUGCUCCAGCGUCAUCUAGUAACCAAACACGGAGCAAAGAAGCAAGCGCCCUUGACGGCUGCCGCCACACUAGUCAGGUACAAGUGCGGUGUUUGCAACCAGUCUUUUGGCACUCAGCAAGAGACGGUGGACCACAUGCGAAAUGAACACGGUGUCCUUGCAGCUACGGAAACUCAAGCGGAGUAAAUGGGAAACAAAGCAUAUAAAGACACUGCACAUUCCCCCCUGAAACUCACAAUUGAAAUAAAUAAUACAUUUUUCGUAAUCCGCCGACAAGCCAUUUUACGCAAAGUUUUGAUGCCAACAAUCUUAUUCUACUAAGCCUCAGUCCGUAAUAUAUGCACUUAAUAUAAUAAGAGAUACGAUAAUGUAUCUCUUAUGUACGACAAUCGGCUGCAGUAUUAAGUAUAUGGAAUACUUAAUGUUACAACCGAUUGUCGUAACCGAUAGAAGGCAUAAGAAAGGAUCGAAAAGUUUGUAUAACAUAUAUAUAUAUAUAUAUAUACAUCUUUAUAUAAGCAAAGUCGAAUUGUAAAUAAAUCGGUGAUAGAAUUUGUCGUCGCAAGGGAGAAAGGUAGGGUCAAUUAUGUUAGAAAUAGCAUUUAUUUGGAGUAUUGAACUGAAGUACAUGUUGUUUAAGUUACUGUUUUUGUUUCACCUUCAUCUUUUGCUAGCAUUCACUGAUCAGCUGUCAUUAACGUUACAUUAUCACGGCCCCCCUCCUACCGCGUCUAUUCAGCUGCCGUCAGACAGAACGCGCUUGGCAUUAACAAACUGUCUGGGACGCACUUUCCGUUGUGAAUGAUUACAGCCAAACAGAUGCAUCUGAGGUGAUUUAUUUAAGUUUAUAAAUUAUGUCAGGGAUCUGAAGCGUAGGGAUGCUCUAAAUCGACUAAGAAUAUUACCAGUAUUUUAACAGCUCUAUGGAGAUGGCUGCAGGACAAUGAAAUUGAACGGCCAUAUCUCAUUGCUCCUAUGGUCAUGACUGGAAAAGCAAAAGUUGUUGAACGCUUUAGGCCCGAAAUAAGCCAAGUGUAAUCCUUGUCUAAAUGAUGGAAAGUCUAAAAUAUUCAUUUUCAAAGAAAUAUACGUUAUGUAGCGAGUUUCAAUGUCGGGACGAACAGCUCGAUGAACUACACUUACCUCAUUUUCUUUC
Messenger RNA from Varroa destructor (honeybee mite), 6695 nucleotides. RefSeq lists its product as uncharacterized. Gene Ontology annotation, molecular function: DNA-binding transcription factor activity, RNA polymerase II-specific; RNA polymerase II cis-regulatory region sequence-specific DNA binding. Gene Ontology annotation, biological process: regulation of transcription by RNA polymerase II. The record is from RefSeq and is a predicted model, not a curated record. NCBI's taxonomy places the organism in Eukaryota, Metazoa, Arthropoda, Arachnida, Mesostigmata, Varroidae. Gene Ontology annotation, cellular component: nucleus.